Messenger RNA from Sparassis crispa, 2247 nucleotides. RefSeq names its product Transmembrane protein 184 homolog. The transcript is spliced from 5 exons. Lineage: Eukaryota; Fungi; Basidiomycota; Agaricomycetes; Polyporales; Sparassidaceae. Gene Ontology annotation, biological process: transport. Gene Ontology annotation, molecular function: transporter activity. The coding region runs from base 1 to 2247 and encodes 748 amino acids. The record is from RefSeq and is a predicted model, not a curated record.
AUGUUGAACCUACUGCACCUCAGUUCGGGCUCGGGCUCCUCUCUCCCCUUCGCCGUGCUCUUACUCGCGGGACUCUCGACGGUAACGGCGACAGUCGUCUCUGCGACAUCGAUAUUUCUGCACCUCAAGAACUAUCGCAAGCCUGUACUGCAACGCAUGGUCGUGCGUAUCAUGCUCAUGGUGCCUAUAUAUGCCAUUUCGUCAUUUAUUUCGCUGUUCUCGCUUGAGGCGGCAUUCUUCAUUGACGUGGUACGGGAUAUCUACGAGGCGUUUGUGAUUUACUGUUUCUUUGACCUCCUUAUCGCAUACCUUGGUGGGGAGCGAUCGCUUCUUAUACUCCUGCAUGGCCGUCCGCCCAAGUAUCCGAUAUUCCCGACAAGUAUAUUCUGGAGAGAGGUCGAUGUCAGUGACCCCCACACAUUUUUGUUCCUCAAGCGUGGCGUCAUUCAAUAUGUCCAGGUGAAGCCGAUGCUUGCACUGGUCACGGUGAUUUUGAAACUUUUGGGCAAGUUCAACGAGGGAGAUCUUCGUGCGAACUCCGGCUACCUCUAUGUCAGUCUUGUCUACAACGCCAGCAUCUGUCUGAGCUUGUAUUGUUUAGCCAUUUUUUGGAUGUGCGUGAACAAUGAUCUCAAACCCUUCAGACCGAUGCCCAAGUUCCUCUGCGUGAAGGGUAUCCUCUUCUUCUCCUUCUGGCAGUCGAUUUUCAUCUCCAUUCUCGUGGCCGCGGGGGCCAUCACGAAACUUGGCCCAUACACGGACAACGAGCACAUCUCACUCGGGUUGACGGACUCGCUCAUAUGCUUCGAGAUGCCCCUCUUCGCGAUCGCGCACAUGUAUGCGUUCGCGACGCGUGAUUUUGUCGACCCCCAGACAAUGUACGUCGCACGCAUGCCUGUGUACUACGCGUUCCGUGAUGCGUUCGGGCUCAAGGACGUCGUCGAGGACACUAAGGCGACCCUCCGUGGCGAGCACAUGGACUACCGGGAGUUCGAACCGAGUGAGGGCUACAUCCACCAGGGCGCCGGCCGCGAUCGCCGCAUCAGGGCGGGCCUGCGGUACAGCCAGGGCGGGAGGAGAAAGUAUUGGCUGCCGCAGCACACAACGUCGACGCGCCCGCCGGGAAGUGUGGAACGGCACGUGAACAGAGUGGUGGGGACAGUCGUGGGCCAGGACGAGGCAGAAGAAGUGUAUGCCCCCCUCCUGUCGGGCCAGGCUGAGAACGUGGUGCAUACUGCUGCGGAUUUGCGAUCCCUGCCUGACGAGGGCUUCGGCCUGUUCAGCGCCGCGCACGACACGGGCGACGGGUACGACCUCGAGUUCGGGGACCUCGAUGAUGCGGAUGAGGAACUGUUCGAGCACAGCAAGAAGUACCUCUUCGGCGACUACCAUUACCCAUCCGUGGACGUGAGCUCCGAGGUCGCACGGAAGACGAUGUGGGAAGAGGAGGAGCGGAUACUACGCGACGAGCGUGGGGCGUACUUCUCGCCCGUCCUCGGGCCCGGGAGGGUGCUCGGGCGCAGCGGGAAUUACGGGGCGACGGGCAACUUCCAUCGGAGUACGCCUCGUGAACGACACGAUUCCGAUCUGUCCGACGGGGCACGCCGCAGGGGAAAGUUGCGGGGAGACGUCGCUCCGCCUCCGAUCGAGGUGGUCAUCAACAAGGAGGACGACCGCCUGCCCGCGCCAGACAUGGGUGAAGUGCGACUGCGGUGGACAAGUGGCAAGGAGCAUGUGCUGCCCUCCCCGCGCGUCCGUACCCUCUCUGCCAGUGCCCAACCUGCUCUCGCGCUAUCGGGUUCGGCAUCCCCGUCGUCGUCGUCUGGCAGUCCGAUGAUGCGACCGCCGCCGUCGCCUCGCACGGAAAUUGAGCGCCCCGCCCUUCCUCCAGAUGCAGUCGACCUCGUCGUAGAGGACCACCAUGCUGCGCAGGAUGAGAUGGUUUAUGAGCGGCGGAAGGGCGAGCCGGCAGUGCGCGGCGGCGCAGGCCUGCGCAAGGUGUAUCGCAGAGGCUAUGUGGUGGAUGACGGCGAGGCGCGGGCGGAAGGGGAUGGAGGGGUGGAGGAUGAGUCUGGCGACCAGGACGCGAUGUUCACAGUAGGCGACGACGUGGACAACAUCCUUGACGCCGAGGCCGAAGUGAUAGACGAGACGACGACCAUUACGACUCUGGAGACACCUCCUGCACAUGCCCACAUUGUAUAUAUUAGUCCUACCAUUCCUGAUAAUGAGAAUCCGUGGGCGUGA